UUUUGUGAAGAGUGAUAGAAGAAGCCUCACUCUGCCUCCUACAUUGCUGAAUAGAACAGCUGACAUGAAGAGUUGUGAAGAAUGGAAACCUUUUAUUAUAAUGGUAGCAAUCAAUUUUGCCUUUGCUGUUGUGAAUAUUCUUCUCAAGAAAGUCCUUGAGGAGGGAAUUAACCAUUUGGUCCUCGUUACAUACCGGCUGUCAAUUUCUACCAUGUUCUUAGCUCCAAUCGGCUACUUUUUGGAAAGGAAUAGCAGACCAAAGCUCACACUUCGUAUCUUGUGUUACCUCUUCUUCAGUGCAAUCAUCGGGGCAUCGCUAACACAGUACUUCUUCCUUCUUGGAAUUCAAUACACAUCUGCUACUUUUUCAUGCGCCUUCAUCAACGUGGUGCCCGUGCUUACAUUUCUAAUGGCAUUACCACUUGGGUUGGAGACUGUGAACAUAAAGUGCAGCAGUGGAAGAGCCAAAGUACUUGGUACAGUGGUGUGUGUUGGGGGUGCCACACUAUUGACUCUUUACAGAGGAAUGCCUUUAUUUGAUCAUUCACACUCACAAUCUGCAACUCAAAUGGUGGAUCACGCUAUGAAGCUCAACUCUGACAAGACGACACAGAGAUGGACCAUCGGUUCAAUUGCUUUAGUUGUAGGAACCCUGUUUUGGUCUUCAUGGUUUCUUUUACAAUCUACUAUAAGCAAGAGAUACCCCUGCCAGUAUUCCAGCACUGCUAUUAUGUCCUUCUUUGGUGCCAUUCAGUCGGCUGCCUUGAGUUUGGCUACCAGCAGAAAUCUUUCUGCGUGGGUUCUGAAGGGAAAAAUAGAAAUCGUAACUGUCCUGUAUGCUGGUAUGAUAGGAUCCGGCUUGUGCUAUGUGGGUAUGUCGUGGUGUGUCAAGAAAAGGGGUCCAGUUCUGACAGCAGCAUUUAGCCCCCUUGUUCAGAUAAUGGCAGCCAUGUUUGAUAUCCCCAUCCUACACGAGCAACUUCAUCUUGGGAGCAGUUUGUUGGGAUCCAUCAUUGUAAUCAUUGGAUUGUACAUUCUUCUGUGGGGUAAGAACAAGGAGAUGAAGAUUUGUGCAACAAAACUAGCCCAAGAGGCUGAAGGGAUCAAGGAACAGGAGUCACAGUUGCAAGUCAUCGCAGUCUCUUGUGAAUCACGGUGCCAUUCAGGCCAAGUUCAAGUUGCAUAAUGCUUUUCCAUUUGCAAUUACUCUCUACUGCUUCUCCUAAUUGAAA
This is a messenger RNA of Corylus avellana, 1232 nucleotides long. Lineage: Eukaryota; Viridiplantae; Streptophyta; Magnoliopsida; Fagales; Betulaceae. The record is from RefSeq and is a predicted model, not a curated record.